Messenger RNA from Acanthosepion pharaonis, 2349 nucleotides. Lineage: Eukaryota; Metazoa; Mollusca; Cephalopoda; Sepiida; Sepiidae. The record is from the annotation of a GenBank genome assembly.
AUGAAGCUUAACUUACUACUACUUGUUGGAUUUUUAUUCCUCGUUUGUGCUCAUGAACAUGAUUUUAAAGACGAAAACGGCGUGCUCGUAUUAACGAAGGAAACAUUUGAUUUGGCUUUGAACAAGACUAAAUAUUUACUGGUUGAAUUCUAUGCCCCUUGGUGUGGUCACUGUAAAGCACUUGCACCAGAAUAUGAAAAGGCAGCUUCAGAAUUUAAGGGAGAUGAAAAUGUCUUCUUGGCUAAAGUUGAUGCAACCGCUGAAACAGAUUUAGCUGAAAGAUUUGAAGUACGAGGAUACCCAACCAUCAAAUUCUUCAAGGAAGGAAUUGCUUCAAGUGAUUAUUCAGCUGGCCGUACUUCUCCUGAGAUUAUCAACUGGCUAAAAAAGAAAACUGGCCCUCCUGCCACAACUUUGGCUUCUGUUUCAGAUGCUAAAGCUCUUAUUGAUAAGGAAGAAGUUGUUGUCAUUGGAUUCUUCCAGGAUCCUGAAUCUGCUGAUGCACAAGCCUUCACAAAAGUUGCCUCAAAGAUUGAUGAUAUUCCUUUUGCUAUAACCAGUAAUGCAGAUGUCUUUAAAGAACAUGGUCUUGAAAAAGAUGGAAUUCUACUUUACAAAAAGUUUGAUGAAGGUAAAAACAAAUUUGAAGGUGCCAUAAGUACUGAUGCUGUGGAGAAAUUUGUCGUCUCCAAUAAACUGCCUCUUGUUAUUGACUUCAAUCAGGAUUCAGCUCAAAAAAUAUUUGGAGGGGACAUCAAGAACCAUAUUUUGCUGUUUGUGAAGAAAUCUGAAAUCACUGAUAGUUUAACUGAGGCUUACAAGUCUGUUGCUGCUGAAUUCAAAGGAAAGGUUUUAUUUAUCAACAUUGACAUUGAAGAUGAAGACAAUAUGAGAAUCUUAGAAUUCUUUGGUUUGAAAGAAGAAGAAUGCCCAUCCAUCCGUCUCAUUCGUUUAGAUGAUGAAAUGUCCAAAUUCAAGCCAGCAACAACAGACUUGAGCGCUGCUUCAAUUAAGAAAUUUGUUCAAGACUUUUUGGAUGGUAAACUCAAGCAACACAUGAUGAGUGCUGACCUGCCUAAGGAUUGGGAUGCUGCUCCCGUCAAGAUCCUUGUGGGAUCCAACUUUAAUGAAGUUGCUAAGAAUAAAGACAAAAGUGUCUUUAUUGAAUUUUAUGCUCCCUGGUGUGGACACUGCAAACAAUUGGCUCCUAUUUGGGAUGAGUUGGGAGAGAAUGUUAACUUCUAUGUUCACUUUUAUAUUUGUGUGUAUCCUUUCCUUUCCUUCCCAUCCUUUCCUUCCCAUCCUUUCCUUCCCAUCCUUUCCUUCCCAUCCUUUCCUUCCCAUCCUUUCCUUCCCAUCCUUUCCUUCCAUCCUUUCCUUCCCAUCCUUUCCUUCCCAUCCUUUCCUUCCCAUCCUUUCCUUCCCAUCCUUUCCUUCCCAUCCUUUCCUUCCCAUCCUUUCCUUCCCAUCCUUUCCUUCCCAUCCUUUCCUUCCCAUCCUUUCCUUCCCAUCCUUUCCUUCCCAUCCUUUCCUUCCCAUCCUUUCCUUCCCAUCCUUUCCUUCCCAUCCUUUCCUUCCCAUCCUUUCCUUCCCAUCCUUUCCUUCCCAUCCUUUCCUUCCCAUCCUUUUCCCAUCCUUCCCCCAUCCUUUCCUUCCCAUCCUUUCCUUCCCAUCCUUUCCUUCCCAUCCUUUCCUUCCCAUCCUUUCCUUCCCAUCCUUUCCUUCCCAUCCUUUCCUUCCCAUCCUUUCCUUCCCAUCCUUUCCUUCCCAUCCUUUCCUUCCCAUCCUUUCCUUCCCAUCCUUUCCUUCCCAUCCUUCCUUCCCAUCCUUUCCUUCCCAUCCUUUCCUUCCCAUCCUUUCCUUCCCAUCCUUUCCUUCCCAUCCUUUCCUUCCCAUCCUUUCCUUCCCAUCCUUUCCUUCCCAUCCUUUCCUUCCCAUCCUUUCCUUCCCAUCCUUUCCUUCCCAUCCUUUCCUUCCCAUCCUUUCCUUCCCAUCCUUUCCUUCCCAUCCUUUCCUUCCCAUCCUUUCCUUCCCAUCCUUUCCUUCCCAUCCCAUCCUCACUCAUAUCUAAGGUCUGUUGUGAUUGAUUAUAAUGGUGCAAGGACAUUAGAUGGCUUUGUUAAAUUCUUGGAAAGUGGUGGCAAAGAAGGUGCUGAUUUGGAAUCUGACACUCAUGAUGAGGAAGAAGGGGAGGAGGAGGAAGAGGAAGAAGACCCAAAACAUUUGCUUUCUACGAUCCUUGCAGUGGAAGAGUUAUUAAGAAGGGUUUGUGUGGUGUUAGGUGUGUACCCCCUGGUAGAUGGAUCCUCAGUUAUCAUACUAUGUCAUGAUCCAAUAAUCUCCUGUUAA